UUGCAUAACUUUCCCACUUAGUCCUCUAUUCAUAGCUUACGCAUCUGCUACCCAUUUAGUAAUAUAAGUAUGUCUGCCAACAGGUUUGGGAAUAACUAUAGACCAGGAAAUCAAAGAUUUUCCAAUCAGCGACAAGGUAAUUAUCGCCAGUACAAUAAUUAUGGCUCCAAUCAAGCAGGUAAUUCUUCUUAUGGUGGAUACGGUUCUUACGAUGGACCGAACAGGUACGGUAAUUCGAGUUCUUAUAAGUCAACACCUCCAAACAAGGAAAAAGGUAAUCCUAAUCAAACGCGUUAUCAACCUAAUAGAAAUCAAUAUCUGAACUUCUACAACGGCCCAGGAAAUUACUCCUCCGAUUCAAAUAAUAACCAGAUAUGGAUGGGUGAUUUAGAGCCCACUUGGAAUGAAGAAACUAUCAGUAAAAUUUGGACAUCUUUAGGUCAGACUCCUGUCAGUGUAAAAAUCAUGAGAGAUAGAUCAGGAGAUCCUAAUAGAAUGAAUAAACCAACUUACUGCUUCGUUAAUUUUGAGAACCAGGAAGCUGUUUCAAGUGCUAUUGCUAAAAAUGGUUUACAAGUCCCCGGUCACGAUAAAACUCUCAGAUUAAACUGGGCAAGUGCCAGUAACAAUUCUUCAACAUUGGCAUCUUCAACUUCAUCACCUUCCUCUAAUGCGCAAGGAAGUAUAAGGGGGCCCUCUACACGGUCACAAAUGGAGUUCUCCUUGUUCAUUGGUGAUUUGGGACUUGAAGUGACCGACUCUAUUCUUUUUAAAGCCUUUGAAUCAUUAUAUCCUGGCCAAAUCAAACAAGCCAAAGUUAUGGUGAAUCCAAUGACAAAAAUGUCUAAGGGUUUUGGUUUUGUAAGAUUUAAUAACGAAAUCACUCAUAAGAAAGCCUUGGCCAACUGUACUGGUAUGAUGAUUGGAAGCAGGCCCAUCAGGGUUGCCCCUGCAGCUCCAGUGUCUAGUUCUACAUCUACCAAUGUGAAGAAUACACAGAAAAUAGAAACUAAAUCAAAUCAAGUCAACUUUGCCCAAUCUCAACCCCCUCUCACUCCAUCUACCGAUCCGAGAAAUACUACAAUUUGUAUCAAAGAAUUAUCGUCAAACAUAAGCGAAUCUGAUUUGGUUUCUCAUUUCAUUACCUUUGGUCAUAUAAUUUAUUGCAAAAUUAUUCCUCACUUGAAUAGAGGAUAUAUUAUGUUCUAUACCAGAGAGGCAGCGGAAACAUCCAUAUUAUUCAUGAAUGGAUUCAUGAUCAAUGAUUGUAGAUUGGUUCUAAGUUGGGGGAAAAGCAAGCCCACAAAUAAACGGCCAAUCGCUUUCCAACCCGAUUUCAACCUGAAGGAAUAUCUGAGAAUACCAACACCUCCAAAACUCUAUGGAAAUCUCGGUUCUUAUUACAUAGAAUUUGAUAAGCUAUCACAAGAUGAGGCCGAAAGUUUCCCAAGUCAAUUAAUUGAUGAGAAUCAACCUUUAACUACAGAGAAAAUUGAUACCUUGCAUGUUAGAUCUAAGUUGAAUCGAGAUAGAAUCUUAAGCUCAGCUGUAUAUUGAUCCAUAGUCAUAAGAAGAUUUCAUAUGUCAUAUACCUUCGUGCUCUUCUUCGAGUACACCAGGACAAUUACUCUGUAGAUCGUCUUCAUCGUUGUAAAAACAUCCACAAAAAACGCAGUAGUUGAAUCCUCUACAGUAUAUAAGGAGUUUUUCCAAUUUCUCUGAAUUAUCAAGACUUUUCCAAUCUUUCAAUUCUUCAUUAUUUGCAUUUUCCAAUCGCCUUUGCUCUUUAAUCUGUUGAGGAUUCUCAUUAUUCUCUGUGUCAAAUACUAGGGUACGUUUGUUAUUUCGUCUUUUCAAAUCGGCUUCUAGUAUUUCAAUGGCAAAUUCUCUCCAAAGAAUGUUAACAUCUCCCGGAUCAAAGUUUUCGUUAUUAUCUAGGU
Hyphopichia burtonii NRRL Y-1933 is the source of this 1940-nucleotide messenger RNA. RefSeq lists its product as uncharacterized. The transcript has a single exon. Gene Ontology annotation, cellular component: cytosol. Gene Ontology annotation, molecular function: mRNA binding. Gene Ontology annotation, biological process: mRNA splice site recognition. NCBI's taxonomy places the organism in Eukaryota, Fungi, Ascomycota, Pichiomycetes, Serinales, Debaryomycetaceae. The record is from RefSeq and is a predicted model, not a curated record. The coding region runs from base 70 to 1557 and encodes 495 amino acids.